Molecule: messenger RNA, 2445 nt
Organism: Chilo suppressalis (striped riceborer)
Lineage: Eukaryota; Metazoa; Arthropoda; Insecta; Lepidoptera; Crambidae
Source: the annotation of a GenBank genome assembly
CAGCACUUCAUUUGACUGUUUGUUUUUGCUGUUUGUAAACUUGACAUCAGUCUUUUUUAUUCCUAAUGAAGCAUGAUAAAGACAGACUGUUGUCAAGUUUGCUAACGGUAAAUAUGAACAGCCAAGUAAAAUGCCGGCAUUAUGUCGAUUACUUUUUGUUUGCUUUAUUUUUGAGGUUAAAGAUAAAUCUCCACAGUCCACAAUAAAAACAUUAGGAUGGGUGCAACGGACUUUUAUAACGAUGGACAGUGAUAAAUGAUUUUCAUACUAGCAAAAGCAAUUGAACUUCGUAGUUGCCUUGCUGUUUCUUUACUGAAACGAUAUAAAAAUUCGUUUGUUCCUUCAUAUCAAGCGACAAUGCAGGUGUUUACGCAGAAGAGAAACCCUAUUACAGGGGAUACUGAAUGGGAUGUGCAGCACGAAGACUAUGACUUUCACCAAGAAAUUGCACGAUCAGCCUUCGCAGAUAUGUUGCAUGAUACUGAGAGAAACAAGAAGUAUUACAGGGCACUACAAUUGGCUAUAGAAAAGAUGCACAGUGAGGGGAAAAAAGCUAAUGUGUUAGAUAUUGGCACUGGAACAGGUCUGCUCUCAAUAAUGGCAGCAAAGUGUGGAGCGGACUCGAUAGUAGCGUGUGAAGCUUUCAAACCAAUGGCAGAAUGCUGUCUUAAAAUACUGCAGCGUAACGGAGUAGCAGACAAAAUAACAGUCAUUCCAAAACGUUCAACCGAGCUCACAGUUGGGGAAAAUGGAGAUUUGAAGGAAAGAGCAAAUAUUUUGGUUACUGAGGUGUUUGAUACAGAACUUAUUGGGGAAGGUGCUUUAUCAACAUUCUCACAUGCACAUCAGUGCCUUUUAGAGAAAGACUGCAUAGUUGUUCCGGAUUCUGCUGUGAUAUAUGCACAAGUAGUUGAAUGUCCAACAAUGCAAAAGUGGAACAAGUUAAAUGAUUUGGCAGAUGAUGACAUGCAAAUUGUAUUGAGAGCACCUCAAAAGAUGAAAGAUUGCCCAGGCUCAGCAGCUGUCCAUGAUAUUCAAAUGUCACAGCUAUCUCGGCAAGCUUUCAGAGAAUUAUCAGAUCAGAUUCCAGUUUUUUAUUAUGAUUGGUCAGGCCGGACAACUAUUGAUAUGAAGCGAACUGUGAAGCAAGAAUUCCUUGUCACCAAUACUGGUCGCGCACAACAGGUGUUUAUGUGGUGGGAAUUGAAUAUGGACACUGAAGGUAAAAUUGUUUUAAGCUCUGCGCCAUGGUGGUGUCAUCCUGACGCUGACUUGACGGCUGAACGUCCCCAAGACUCGAUCCCCUGGCGGGACCAUUGGAUGCAGGCCGUCUACUACUUGCCUAGAGAAAUAACAGUCCAGAAAGACACAGAAGUCUCCUUGAUAUCAUGCCAAGACGAAUAUUCCCUCUGGUUUUACAUAGAAGAUGAAAAUAAUAUGCACAAACAUUACAAGAGACCAGUCUGUGAUUGUGGGGUGCAUAUGGCAUUAUCGAGAACACAUGUAUCCUAUUUGAACGAUGGUAGGCGCAGUAAAAAGUUCUUGAAUCAGAUCUGCGAAGAAAUGCCUAAAGAUGCGGUGGUUUUGGAUCUGAAUGGCAGCAGUCUCCUUGGCUUAGCUGCUGCUAAAAAAGGCGCCAAAGAAGUUUACAUUUUAGAAACCAUGAAUCUAAAUUUAAGAAUACUAGAAGAUUACAUCAAAGAAAAUGAAAUAACAAAAGUUAAGUUUAUAUCUGAAGUUGAUGAUGAAAUGUUACAAACUGUAACAAAUAUUAUUUGCGAUCCUAACUUCAGUAGUGCAAUACUGCCUUGGGAGAAUUUGAAAAUGGCGUAUAUUAUUUACAUAUUCAAAGAUAAAUUACGGGAAAAUAUCUCGAUAAUUCCUGACAGAUGUGAGUUUUGGGCAAUGCCUGUAGAGUUUCAAGAUUUACACAAAAUUAGGAUACCCUUGGAUAACUGCGAAGGAAUUGAUAUGUCAAUAUUUGACAGUCUCGUUGAGAACUCGCGUAUAAUAAGCGACGCGUGCGUUGAAGCACAACCGCUGUGGGAAUAUCCGUGCGUGAGUCGCGGCCAACCCCGACUCCUGCUAGACGUGUCCUUUGCGAGUCUACAGCCUUCGUACGCCGCCAAUAAGACGCAGCCGUUGAUUGACACUGACGGUGAACCGGGUUCUGUAAACGGGUUCGCAAUGUGGUCGGUCUGGAAAGUGGGCGGGAAGGCGAUCAGCUGCGGGCCCGUGGAGCUGCCCACUGUUGGGGCGCGCGUGCAGUGGGACCCGCACACGAGGCAGGCGGUCAAGAUACUGAAACGUGCGUGUGUAGUUACUUCUGGUGGACAAUGGACAUACCAAGUGGCCUGCGACCUGCAGCGCGGGCAGUUUAACGUCGACUUCAAUUUAGUUAAUAAUGAAUAAUUAUUAUUAGACAUAAAUAUACAUUUCAUAAUG